UGUAUCGACUACCCAAAUGUUGCAGAACGAGAUGGGCAACGUGCGUGUGUGCUGCCGCGUGCGCCCGCAGAAUGCCAAGGAGCUGACAAUGGCUUCAGCUCAGCGGUGCGUCGUCACUGAGAAUGAGACGAUCGAAGUCAAGUCCAAUGAAGGAAGUCCACAGAAAUUUACAUUCGACCAUGUUUUCGGAGAAGAAGACAACCAGAAGACGGUCUUUGAGAGCGUGGCGCUACCUGUUGUUCAAGAUAUUAUGGCAGGAUACAAUGCGACCAUCUUCGCCUACGGUCAGACGUCGUCGGGUAAGACGUACACAAUGGAAGGAGCUAAUAUCGACCACCCUGAGCUACAAGGCAUCAUUCCACGCACAGCCACCGAGAUCUUCAACAACGUCAUGAACGCUGACGAGAACAUGGAGUUCAUCGUGAAAGUGAGCUACAUUGAGAUCUACAUGGAGCGUAUCCGUGAUCUCCUGGAUCCAUACAAGUCGAAGGUGAAUUUACAGGUUCGAGAGGACGCACAACGCGGCAUCUUUGUCGAGGGGAUGACUGAGAUGUGUGUGACCAGUGACGACGAGUUGCUGGCAGCUAUGCGAGCAGGUGCAGCUAAUCGCGCUGUGGCUGCCACUGGAAUGAACGAAGGAAGUUCUCGCAGUCACAGUGUCUUCAUGGUUACACUGUUCCAGCGUAACCUUGAGAACCAGGCCACGAAGGCUGGCAAGUUGUAUCUGGUGGAUCUUGCUGGCUCUGAAAUGGUGCGGAAGACUGGCGCAACGGGUCGACAACUAGAAGAGGCUAAGACGAUCAACAAGUCGCUGUCUGCUUUGGGAAUGGUCAUCAACGCGCUCACAGACUCACAUAUCACCCACGUGCCGUAUCGAGACAGUAAACUGACUCGAGUACUGCAAGAGUCACUAGGUGGCAACUCCCGCACGAAUCUUAUUAUCAAUGUCUCGCCAAGCAGUUUUAACGCGUCGGAAACGAUCUCCACCCUGCGAUUUGGCAUGCGCGCCAAGUCCAUCAAGAACAAGGCAGUGGUGAAUGAACAGCGCAGCGUCGCUGAAUACGAAGCUCUGCUUGCUGCAGCCGAGAAGGAAAUGGCGAAGCAGCAGACGUACAUUAUCGCUCUUGAAGCUAGACUUUCAGGGAAGGAGACGCCAGACGGAGCGGCGGAUGUGGCAGGAAAUACAGUCUCCGAGGAUACACAGGACGCGGGGAAAGCAGAAGGCGUGGGCAGCACUGUCGAUACGGUCGAUGUUGAUAUGGACCUGUCGGAUGGAGCUACUUCAGAGGCUCCACCGUCACCUUCGGCCCGUGCAGGUCGCGCUCUGGCAGAGUUGCAAGAGAAAGUGACACAGCUUGAAGAAGAGUUGGCUGAGGAGAAGCAAGAGUCAAUGCGACGUGGGGAGGAGAUCUGCUUGCUCACCGCAAAGCUGGAGGAGCACGUUCGAGCACUUGAGACGCAGCGUGUGUUGUCAGAGGAAUUACAGCGAGUAAAGGAUUUGCAGGAGAAGACGUUAGAAGAGAAGAUUCGCCAGCGCGAGACGUUGUAUGCGGAAUUGCGCACCGACUUGGACAGACGCACUUUUGAGCACAAGGAGCUGGUGAUUCACUCGGAGACGAUACAGAGUGAGUACGAUGCGCUGCUGCAGGAAAUGUCUGCCCAAACGCCACCGGGUGGCGGCAAAUUGGCAGCGGCGGCGGAAAAGAUUGCUCAGGCAGAGCAACAGUCUACAGACAACGAGUCUCAAAAGAGUGGAGGAGAAGAUGCCACUGGGAGCCAGGAGCAGAAAUCUGGAGACGAAGCGUCGAAGGAGGGUACAGAGUCACAACAGUAUACGGAUCUGAAGGCCAAGUACACGGCACUUGAAGCAGAGCUGAGAGAAUACGAGAAGGAAUAUCUGACGCUCAAGCAGGCAACUGAUCACGAGAAGACCCGCUUGCAAGAGGAAAUCGACCGCAAGUCGGCGCAAAUUCGCGACCUCGAAGCACAGGCGGAUCGUGCUGGUGCUUCGACCGGUGAAGGUGGCUCGACUCCGUCUUCCCCCACAAGCGCCACCAGUUCGAGUGGAAUGUCUGCGCGCGAGAGGCAACACAUGCGAUCUAUUCAGCAGAAACUGGAGCAACUCGUCGCUGUUCACCGCCAGUUGCUGCGUAAGUACGCGUCGCUGGAGCUUGAGCUGUCGGAGGCCAAGAAGAAACUGGCGCUGCGGGAUGAACGCAUCAAGCAGGUCGAAGCGAACAACCGCAUUAUGGCUGGCAACAUGCGGGCACAGGCCGAGAAGCAUGUAGAGGAGCUCACACAUCUCCGCGACCAGAUUGCGGACUUUCGUGGCGCUCAGAGAUCGCACUUUGGAUAA
Messenger RNA from Phytophthora infestans T30-4, 2356 nucleotides. Its product is annotated as kinesin-like protein. Gene Ontology annotation, biological process: mitotic spindle organization; microtubule-based movement. The transcript is spliced from 3 exons. Bases 32 to 2356 code for a protein of 774 amino acids. Gene Ontology annotation, molecular function: microtubule binding; ATP binding; microtubule motor activity. NCBI's taxonomy places the organism in Eukaryota, Oomycota, Peronosporomycetes, Peronosporales, Peronosporaceae. The record is from RefSeq and is a predicted model, not a curated record.